Larimichthys crocea (large yellow croaker) is the source of this 6212-nucleotide messenger RNA. RefSeq names its product junctophilin 3a (gene jph3a). NCBI's taxonomy places the organism in Eukaryota, Metazoa, Chordata, Actinopteri, Sciaenidae. Gene Ontology annotation, cellular component: plasma membrane; junctional membrane complex; endoplasmic reticulum membrane. The transcript is spliced from 5 exons. Bases 1332 to 3947 code for a protein of 871 amino acids. Gene Ontology annotation, biological process: regulation of synaptic plasticity. The record is from RefSeq and is a predicted model, not a curated record.
CUGACCAGAUUUCAGCGUGAGGGAGAGAGAGAGAGUGAAAUGAGGCUGGAUAAUUAGGAAAAGCAGGCUGUAUCCCCAAAGGGGGGAAGAGCAGCGAGCGGCGUACAUGCAGCCAUUCGCUCAAUCCUUCCGUCUCUAUCUCUUUAAGAGCCGAGAGAAGGAGUGUGUGUGUGUGUGUGUGUGUGUUCAGUAUGUAUGUGUGUGUGUGUGUUAUGUGGGGGAGGGGUAUUGGCUGGGGUGGAACAGUCCUGUAAUGAGCAGAUUUUAGAGAGAGAGAGAGAUAGAAAGAGAAAGAGCGAGGCCGAAAAAACAAGAGAGGACAGAUGACUUGGUGGAAUUGGGAUACAACAACAAUCCAGGUUUCAGGCGAGCGCUGAAAUGGAGAGGACAAAGGGAAGAGGAGAGGAGUAAUUCAUUUUUUUUUCUUCUGCUUCUUCUGUUUUUUCCCUUCACAUCUUCAGGAGGAGGAGGAGAGCCUCAUCUUUAGAUCACAGCAGAGCAGAGAGGAGGGAAGAGAGGAGCAGAAAUAAGAGGAGAUAUUCAGCCUCCGUUAUGUCUGCCGAGGUGUGUGACAGGCUGCGUGUUUGUGCCAUUAUGGAUGUGUGUUAGCCUGGAUUGCUCGUUUUCCAGGCCAUGCUAUAGAGAAAUAUCUCCAACUUCUCUGAUUUUUUUUUUUUAAAUGGCGUACGAGCGCAGCAGCAGCAUCCCUAAGUCCUGUAUCCCUCUCUGUGUGCCGGUGCGGCAGGGAUGUUGGGGAUGCUGUAAUGUCUGACUGAGCUGAGCUCGGUUUGCUACUGCCACCGUCGCCGCCACCGCCACUGCCGCCGCUCCUGCUCCUGCUGCUGCUGCUGCUGCUGCUGCUCUGUGGGCCUCUGGGACUGCUGGAAAAGCCUAGGCCUCGCUUGUCUGGAGUUGCCCCGCUUGCACGGCUGAGGCAUCGGACCGGCGAGCUCCCCCGGCUGCGAGGCUGCGUGGAGCAGGAAGGUGGAGGAGGAAGUGGAGGAGGAGGAGGAUGAGAAGCACUCUGAGCCUGCAUGCCCAUGGGAAGCAGCAUGCACAGCAGCUGCGUUCGUCACUCCAGACCCGUCGCUGAGGCUUAGACUGCUUCUCCAUCGUAAGGUGAUGCUCUUCGGGCCACGUCUUGUUGAUUUAAAAAUGAGGAGCUGCUGUUUUGCUUUAUAAACUAACAGGAGAACAGGAGCCGAGGCCCUGUACCUCCAUGCUACCAGAUUCAAACAAGGCCUCCUCCCUCUUUGCUCCUUCUGAGUGACCAGGCCCUUGUUUUUUCUUUUUCUUGACGUUCUAAGGAUUUGCCUAAACCUGUUUCAUGCAUGUCCACUGGAGGCAGGUUUGACUUUGAUGACGGGGGGUCGUACUGCGGGGGGUGGGAGCAGGGUAAGGCCCAUGGCCGAGGGGUCUGCACGGGGCCCCAGGGUCAGGGCGAGUACGCUGGAGCCUGGAGCCACGGCUUCGAGGUCCUGGGCGUGUACACGUGGCCCAGCGGGAACAGCUACCAGGGCACCUGGGCGCAGGGCAAGCGGCAUGGCAUCGGAGUGGAGAGCAAGGGCCGCUGGGAGUACAGAGGGGAGUGGACGCAGGGGUUCAAAGGUCGCUACGGGCAGCUGGAGAGCACGGCCAGCGGGGCACGGUACGAGGGGACGUGGAGCAACGGGCUACAGGAUGGAUACGGCACUGAAACCUACUCUGAUGGAGGAACCUACCAGGGGCAGUGGCUCGGUGGGAUGCGUCAUGGCUAUGGCGUGCGGCAGAGUGUACCGUACGGCAUGGCGGCCGUCAUCCUCUUCCCUCUGCGAACAUCCAUAAACUCCCUCCGCUCCGAGCACAGCCACGGCCCUCCGGCUGUGCUGGAGGACGGCACUGCCACCACGCCAACAGACGGGGUGGUGGCCGGGCUGGCAGGGAGCCCUGUAGGACGAGGUGGGUUCGCUCUGACAGCUCCAAGUGAAGCUGAACGCCAGAGGAAGAGGAAAGGCCGCUUCCGGCAGUCCAUCCUGAGCGGCCUGAAGCUUCGACGCUCUGAGUCCAAAAGCUCCCUGGCCAGUCAGCUCAGCAAGCAGAGCUCCUUCUGCAGCGAGGCCGGCAUGAGCACCGUCAGCUCUGCUGCGUCUGACAUCCACUCCAACGCUAGUGAGAGCGAACAGGGUGCUCCCGUGGACGCUACUGUCACAGAAAUGUACGCAGGCGAGUGGCGGAGUGACCAGAGGGCCGGCUGGGGGGUGAGUCGGCGAUCAGACGGCUUGCAUUAUGAAGGCGAAUGGGCUGGGAACAAGAGGCACGGAUAUGGAUGCACCACCUUCCCCGAUGGCACCAAGGAGGAAGGAAAGUACAAGCAGAAUGUGUUGGUGAGCGGCAAACGCAAGAACCUGAUCCCACUGAGGGCCAGUAAAAUCAGAGAGAAGGUGGACCGGGCUGUGGAAGCCGCCGAGAAGGGCGCAGACUUCGCCAAACAGAAAGCAGAGAUCGCCAUGUCAAGGAUGAGCCACGCUCGUGGGAAGGCGGAGGCAGCUGAAGGAGUGGCGCAGAAGGCCAUGGAGGAGUGUCGACUGGCCCGGAUAGCUGCCAAAGAGCUCUCUCCCUCCUUUCACAUCUACGGGAACGGGCUCGAAUGUCAGAGGCCCAAGCACCAGGACGCCAAGGACAAAGACCAUGAGGUGAUCUCCACAGGAACAGACAGUCCGGAGCUGUGCACUCCGGACACCACGCCACCUGUAAUAACACCUGAUCUCAGCCCCGUGCUGAGCGUACCCACCUCGCCCCCCCACAGUCCGCCCAAGCACGCCCAUCGCCCCAGAAAUGCUUGCUUCAUGCGCCAGAGUGCUGUGGACGAUCAGGGCGGAGCUGAGAUCCAGGUGCUGGUGGAGGGGCGGGGGAUGGAUCUGCCGAGGGGAGGGGCUAACAAUUGGACUGAUGACAUGUAUCCGGACCGAGGAGGCAGCAGCCGCUCCACCACGCCCUCUCUUCUGGAGGAGCAGGAGGGCCAAAUUAACGGCCACGAGCAAGCCCCUUUGUCCAACCACAAACCGCGGGAGAAAUCCUUGUCCAAUCACAAGUCCCGGGAGCACGCUUCCUCCUACAGAGCGUGGGAGCACUCCUUGUCCAACCAAAAGCCCUCCAAGCAUGCCUCUUCCAAUCACAAGUCAAGGGAGUACUCGUCCUCCAAUCACAAAACAUGGGAUCAUUCUUCCACCAAUCACAAGGCCUGCGAGCAUGCCUCUUCCAACUACAAGCCGCAGGUGCACAUUUUAUCCAAUCACAAGGCCUUGGAACAUAACAUGUCCAAUCACAAGACUUCUGAGCAUGCUUCUUCCAAUCACAAGUCCCAAGAUUAUAUCUCCUCUAAUCACAAUGCCAAGGACCACGUCUCUUCUAGUUACAACCCUCGAGAGCAUGUCUACUCCAACCACCAUCCUAAGCAGCACAACCCCUCCAACCACAAGCUUAACGAGCAUGCUGUAAUCGACCAAAGGCUAGAUGGCCUCACCGGGGGCUGGACUGCUGAAAGCACCCUUAGGUGGAGCCCUGCCCACUCACGCCUCACAGAGCAGGACGAGGAGCGGAUGAAUGACUAUACGGUCGACAUGAGGCUUCAAUGUCCGGACUCGCAGACGCCUCGGGGGCUGGGCCAGGAGUCCCCGGCCCCCAAAAACAACAGGCUGCGAUCCCGAGGCCUCCGGCCGGUCAGAGAGGGAUCCAUGGACUCUGUACAGAUGCUGGACAACCUGAAUGUGGGGGCAGAGCUGGAGGAGUGGCCGCUGCACAGGGACCUCACCCUCUCCCCACCCCUAAAGUCUCAGCCCAUCACUCUGGAGCAGGAAGGAGAGCAUCUCACCCUCAAAUCAAACUCAGGCUCCAGCUCUAUUCUGGUGGUUAUGGUCAUUUUACUCAAUAUUGGAGUAGCCAUUCUUUUCAUUCACUUCUUUAUUUAAGCUUAUACAGGUAUGAUCUACUAAGACUUAUUGAUAACUACGGUAUAUUAUAUUAUUACUUACUGAGACGGACAUUCUGCCUAUUCGACUGGAGCCCGCAGCCCGAGUGACGGACACAGCAGAGCCUUUCUAUUGUUGCUACUGGUCUUUUCACCUCCGUUGAAGCCCAUAUGAGUUUCUAUGAAAGCACCGUUUCCUUUUAUCAAAUGCUUAAUUUUGAGCUUGCAACCAUAGAAAAGAAAGUAAGAAAGUAAAGAGUGCAGCUUUAUACUAGCGUGGUGUAUCGGGGACACACGUGCAUGGGUGUCCAUCUGCUACUGUUACAUGGACUGGAGAUGGCACAGGCAGUUUUGCCCAUUUUUCCAUCCAUCAUUCUAAGAAUAUAGCAACCCUUGUUUCCUGGUUAUCAUGAAGAAACAUGCUAACCAAGAGCAUGGCACACUCCAUCCUAAACCCCCCACAGACAAUAACCCCUUUUGCCUUUUAACCCUUUUCCCCUUUUGGCCCCCUCCAUCCACCAGUCUCUAACCCCCUAUUUCGCACUAUGCGCUACAUACAGAACUAUGCUGCAAGAGUAGAUCCAUUUUAAAGGGCUCCGUCAUUAUUCUUUUCUUUCUUCCACUACGAACUACACAAACGCUACACAACCAUUGCAUGAGGCUGUGUGGGGUUUUAAAAGUGCAUUUUCUAUCCCUUUAACAUCACCUGUUUCUGUCCUCAUUUGUACGCACUCCAUCCUGGUUUUAUCACUUCCGGUUGUUUGCCGCAACCCCCCCGCCCACCGUCGGCAGAGAUUUUGGAAAAUCAGCGCCAGCACCACACUUCACUCCACGUCCAAAUCGAAUCACAUGAGAAUCUGUACCACGAAAUCAGAUUCAGCAAAAGUCAGCGUGGCCGACACGCUCCGAGACCUAAACCUCGAGGAACUUCCUGAAUUUUAUUGUCAAGUGAAACAUACACGUUCGCACGCAAAACAAAAAACUACAAAACAAAAAACACACAUACUACACAUUUAACUGCUGACAUACUGAGGAGGAUUCAGCCUUGCCCCUUUGUACAGCCUUGAGACUGUUAUGUUAUAACCACUAAUUCUACUAUAUAUGUGUAUGUGUCAUUAUUAUUCAAGUUUGUUACUUUUUUGCAGUUUGCAAGACAGAGAGAAUGCUGAGUGCCUCGUAUUUAUUCAUUUUCCGUCUUCUGAUUUGUUUAAAAAAAACUCCCGACCCCUAAAUGAAACACCCCACACGUGGGCAGGCUAAAGAGGAGACGAAUAAAACCUUUCGACACUAAGAAAAAGGUGACCCUCCACCCUCACCCCCUGCCCCCUUUCACCUGCCUCCCCCACCCCCCACCCCCGCAAAAAACCUCCCUUUCACCCUGAAAAUGGCAUGCACUGUUUUGUCUCUCUCUCCCAGUCCCCCUUUUGGACCAGUCAAAAAGGGAAAAAUGGGGUUUCUAACGGUGUCAUUUCCAGACACUUUUUGGGCCGGAUGAGAUUUUUUUCAGCAUGUUUGUUCAGCCUGCUCAAUCUGGUGUCAGUUUGUGAGUUUCUCCCUCUCGUCUCUCUUAUCCAGCAACACAAGGCUACGUGAGACAUGGAGAGCAGUGUAAAAUAAACGCUAGCUUUUAACUCUCAGUGGAUACUGAAACGUCCUUGAGUUUAUGAAUGAUAUAAAAAGAAACUCUCUGCUACUGUAUGUUUUAUACUUCGCACCCAGUGGCAUCAUCAUGUUGUGACAUCAUUGCAUGCCCGAGCAUGCUCUUUCUUACUCUUUGGUUUAUGAGGUUGUUUCGAAGUUAAUGUGGAGAAAAUAAUGAAAUGUUUGAAAUUAACGAGUUUGGUGUGGUUAUUAUUGCGGUCUCGCUUCCCCAAUCAAAUCAUGCAGUUUUCAUGAAAGUGGUGAGGAGCGAAUCAAUGAGCAGGAGGUCUUUGUGGCUACGUUUUAAUGAUUUUUGAUUCAAUGUGAUGAAUUACUUUGAUUUAAAAGCCAAAAAUUUGCCAAAUCUGGUUAUUUGAUCUACAAACAAUUGAUUUUUGCAGGAAAGGUCCAGUCCUAAGAGUCAACAAACUACAUUUCUACAUGCACAGUUUUCUGGUGAUGGAUAUUCAAAGUUACUGAAGGUGAUAUCAUGACUGUUUUGAGGUUUUCUGGUUCAUUGGCACUUAAACAACAAGAGAAACCUCAGUGUAUAACCAUCGUAGGAAAAUUUCUAUGUAGAUGAUGAAGGAAUAGUUUUGGGAAAUGCGCUCACUCCCUUUCUUGC